UAUUAGAUACAUAUUUUUCUGUAAUAAAAAGAGAAAUAUGGGCGUACUCCGUUAGGCUGAUUUUUCUCUGGGAUAUUAAUGGCGUGGGUUUAGGGUUUUAGUCCUAAUUAGAUUUCAAAACAAGGGGUUUUACUUUCACACAAAUUAGAGGUUGUUUUGUGCAUGAACUGUGCGGUGCUAGGAUCAGCUUAGAGAGUACGUUGAAAUUAUUGGUAAAAUCUAUCAAUGAGCUAGUUUUGUCCUUUUUGGAGAAUUUAUUAACAAAAAACAGCCAAUUUAAUUUGGUAAUAUCAGAUUUCAAGACCGCUUUAUGUUUUCCAUUUGAUUCUUACGAAUAAGUAUUGUAGUUUGUCGAGAAUGGGAAUUUCAGUAUGGCAUUUACCAUCUAUUUUUUCCUGGUAUCAACUGUCCACGCAUCUUGUUUUUCCUUGAUUAAAGUUAUCAUCUCUUCUGGUGGAAUUUGCUAUCAAUUAGGUUGAGUGGUUUGUGUUUUUUGUAUGUGUAUUUGUUUGGGAUGGACCAGUUAGUGUACGUUGAAAUUGUUAUUAAGUUAAAUCUAUCAAUGAGCUAGUUUUGACCUUUUCGGAGAAUUUAUUAACAAAAACAGCCAAUUUGAUUUGGUAAUAUCAGAUUUCAAGACCGCUUUAUGUUUCUCAUUUGAUUCGUACGAAUAAGUAUUGUUGUUUGUCGAGAAUGGGAAUUUCAGUAUGGCGUUUACCAUCUAUUUUUUCCUGGUAUCAACUUUCCACGCAUCUAGUUUUUCCUUGAUUAAAGUUAUCAUCUCUUCUGGUGGAAUUUGCUAUCAAUUAGGUUGAGUGGUUUGUGUUUUUUGUAUGUGUAUUUGUUUGGGAUGGACCGGUUAGUGUACGUUGAAAUUGUUAUUAAGUUAAAUCUAUCAAUGAGCUAGUUUUGACCUUUUCGGAGAAUUUAUUAACAAAAACAGCCAAUUUGAUUUGGUAAUAUCAGAUUUCAAGACCGCUUUAUGUUUCUCAUUUGAUUCGUACGAAUAAGUAUUGUUGUUUGUCGAGAAUGGGAAUUUCAGUAUGGCGUUUACCAUCUAUUUUUCUCCUGGUAUCAACUUUUCCUCACAUCUAGUGUUUCCUUGAUAAAAGUUAUAAUCACUUCUGGUGGAAUUUGCUAUCAAUUAGGUUGAGUGGUUUGUGUUUUUUGUAUGUGUAUUUGUUUGGGAUGGGCUGGUUGGUGUGCGUAUGCGUGGCGUCCUUUUCAUCUUCCUGGCUGCAUUGUGGGUUGGGUGUGUGUGGCAAUGGAUCAAUAGGUUGCACUAACAACAAUUAUGCAUCAAGAGAAAAGUGCAAAAAGUGCGGGCAACCGAAGGAGGUAGCAGCAAUGCCAGCAAUUGCAAUGCCUGGAGCUUCUCUUCCAACUUAUUCACAUUAUUUUGCCAGGGCCUCUGGAUUAUUGGAACAAAAGAUGAAUAGCGGAUUUGUAGGCAAUGGUGCUCUACAACAGCCACUUCCUUUGAGCUCCAACUGGUCCGUGGGAGGGGCUGAUAAAUAUGGAUUUCAGACAGCUUCUACUUGGUCGUUAGGUGGAAACCAGAAUUCUGGACUUCCAUAUUCUAAUCAUGCCAGUCAGCCUCUCUCUGUUCCCAAGGGCUGGCGAAAUGGUGACUGGAUAUGCAAUUGUGGCUUCCAUAAUUACUCAUCACGCUCACAGUGUAAAAAUUGCAAUGCCUCUAUACCACCAGCUCUUGGAAUGAAGAGAUUAGCAUCAGAAGAGUUUGCUCAUGAUUGGGAUAAUAAAAGACUAAACUCAGGAUAUACAAAUGAGCUACAGCAAUCAUAUCCAGGGUUUGACCAAAUUGGUACAGCCAAUAGUGACCCAAAGCAGGGAUUUUGUGCUCCUUAUCCCAAUCUCAAUGCAAGUGUUGGUCCAACUUGGCAGGCACCUAUUCUAUUUCCACCUCCAGCAACUACACCAACACUCCUUGGAAAAGGGGCAAAGCAAUGGCGUAGUGGAGAUUGGAUGUGUGCAAAUUGCAAUAAUCAUAAUUAUGCAUCUCGAUCGCAAUGCAAUAGGUGUAAGACUCAAAGAGAUGCAGCACCUCAGCCUGUAAGCGCAGCGUAGUUGCAGCCCACAUGGAGUCUUCAUGCUACUAGCUGAGAUUCUUUGUUGGUUUUUCUUUAUGUAUUAUGUUGCCAAAAGGAAAAUUGAGAGUCUUUUAUCGGCAGGCAUCUUGUGGUUUACAUGAUAGCUAAUUAGCCAUUCAAGACAUUAGCUGCAAUUGUAUUUUGAUCCCUUUGGGCCAUAGCUUGAAUUUCAGUCAUC
Carica papaya (papaya) is the source of this 2289-nucleotide messenger RNA. The record is from RefSeq and is a predicted model, not a curated record. Lineage: Eukaryota; Viridiplantae; Streptophyta; Magnoliopsida; Brassicales; Caricaceae.